Messenger RNA from Lycium ferocissimum, 1140 nucleotides. Its product is annotated as quinolinate phosphoribosyltransferase [decarboxylating] 1a. The record is from RefSeq and is a predicted model, not a curated record. Gene Ontology annotation, cellular component: cytoplasm. The transcript has 9 exons. Lineage: Eukaryota; Viridiplantae; Streptophyta; Magnoliopsida; Solanales; Solanaceae. Gene Ontology annotation, biological process: NAD+ biosynthetic process; quinolinate catabolic process. Gene Ontology annotation, molecular function: nicotinate-nucleotide diphosphorylase (carboxylating) activity. Bases 14 to 1003 code for a protein of 329 amino acids.
GUUGGUUGUGAAAAUGAGUGCAAUAGCCACUAAGAAUGCAGGUAGAAUAGUGGAGUCAUUAGUAGUGAAGCCUCCAGCACACCCAACUUAUGAUUUAAAGGGUGUUAUUCAACUUGCCCUUUCUGAAGAUGCUGGGGAUUUAGGAGAUGUGUCUUGUAAGGCGACGAUUCCUGUUGACUUGGAAUCCGAAGCUCAUUUUCUAGCAAAGGAAGACGGGAUUGUAGCAGGAAUUGCACUUGCGGAGAUGAUAUUCGCGGAAGUUGAUCCUUCACUAAAGGUGGAGUGGUUUGUAAAGGAUGGUGGUAAAGUUCAUAAAGGCUUGAAAUUUGGAAAAGUACAAGGAAAGGCUCACAGCAUUGUUAUAGCUGAGAGGGUUGUUCUCAAUUUUAUGCAAAGAAUGAGUGGAAUAGCUACACUGACUAAGGCAAUGGCAGUUGCUGCACACCCUGCCUGCAUCUUGGAGACUAGGAAAACUGCUCCAGGAUUACGUUUGGUGGAUAAAUGGGCGGUAUUGAUCGGUGGGGGGAAGAAUCACAGAAUGGGCUUGUUUGACAUGGUGAUGAUAAAAGACAAUCACAUAUCUGCUGCUGGAGGUGUCAACAAAGCUCUAAAAUCUGUCGAUCAGUAUUUGGAGCAAAAUAAUCUUCAAAUGGGGGUUGAGGUUGAGACCCGGACUCUUGCAGAAGUACGUGAGGUUCUAGAAUAUGCAUCUCAAACAAAGACUUCAUUGACUAGGAUAAUGCUGGAUAAUAUGGUUACUCCAUUAUCUAAUGGGGAUGUAGAGGUAUCCAUGCUUAAGGAGGCCGUAGAUUUGAUCAAUGGGAGGUUUGAGACAGAGGCUUCAGGAAAUGUUACCCUUGAAACAGUCAAUGCGAUUGGACAAACUGGUGUUACCUACAUUUCUAGCGGUGCCCUAACACAUUCUGUGAAAGCACUUGACAUUUCCCUGAAAAUCGACACAGACCUCGCCCUUGAAGUUGGACGACGUACAAAACGAGCAUGACCACCUUUAUUUAUACUUUAUUCUAAUUUGUAAACUCAAGAGAGUAGAAGCAGCAUAAUAGCACAAAGUGCAAAUAAGAAUAAUCAGACAAAAAGAUGAAAAUUUCUCGAAUAUUUGAUGGCUUUCUUCCAAUGUAA